AGUGACAGAGCAUGGAGUGCCUGUGAUGUUCUUCUCAUCAGUUCGUAGGCAGUUUUCGAAGGACAUGCUGCAGAGGCAGAUGACUGUGGGAGCUGCUACAAAUAGUUUUACACAGAAUCUCUAGGCUGCUUGCUUCAGUAACCAUGGAAGUAGAGAGAACUUCUUCCCAGUUUCAGCUCUCUGCUGAGCUGAUUCUGCUGUUCCUCUUCAUUUGGGGUAAUUUAUGUUCUCCAGACAUCGGCCAGUGCUCAUCACAACCAUGCAAGAAUGGUGGAAUUUGUGUUGAAGGACUAAAUGACUACAUCUGUCAGUGUCAACAGUAUCCUGUGAUGUACACAGGGAAGAAUUGUGAAAUACAGUUUGAUGCCUGUUAUUUUAACAUAUGCAUGAAUAACAGCACCUGUCAGAGUACACCAGGAAGCCUGCAGUACAACUGCACCUGCUUACCUGGGUUUGGAGGUACUCAGUGCAACAUUAACAUAAAUGAAUGUGAGAGCAAUCCUUGCCAAGGAGUUCAUGUUGACUGCAUAGAUAGAGUGAAUGGAUACAAUUGCCUGUGUUCUCCAGGAUACGAAGGGGAAAACUGCACAACAGAAACCAAUGAGUGCCUUACAAACUCCUGUAAGAACAAUGGAACCUGCUUGGAUGGAAUUGGGAAUUAUACCUGUGAUUGUCAACCUGGUUACACAGGGAUUAACUGUGAAACCGAUAUUGACGACUGUGCAUCAAAUCCUUGUUUAAAUGGAGCUCUGUGCCUUGAAGGGAGAAAUGAAUAUAAAUGCUUCUGUGUCCCUGGAUAUCAAGGGCCAAACUGUGAAAUUGACAUCAACGAAUGUGCAUCCAGACCAUGCAGAAAUGGGGCCACAUGCAUCCAUGACGUGGAUCGAUACUUAUGUGUCUGUCCUCCUGGCUACAAAGGUCUGAACUGUGAAGUUGAAAUAAAUGAAUGCGAAUCGAACCCCUGUCAGCAUGGCGGUACGUGUAGAGACAACAUUGCAUUCUAUGACUGUUUAUGUGCUUCUGGUUAUGAGGGAGUUGACUGCGAGACAGAUAUUGACGAAUGUGCCAGCAAUCCAUGUAUCAACCGAGGAACAUGCAAGGACAUGAUCAAUGGUUACAUGUGUAACUGCACUGAAACAGGAUUUAUGGGCACAAAUUGCCAGAUGGACAUCCCCGAGUGCGCAUCCAAUCCGUGUGUUAACAACGGGACAUGUCUGGAAGGAGUGAAGAGCUACACUUGUCUCUGCUGGACUGGUUACACUGGAUCACACUGUGAAGUCGAUAUCAAUGAAUGUGCAACAAAGCCUUGUUUGAAUAAUGGCACAUGUUUGGAACGCUCCACUCAAAAGUAUUAUGGCCAUCUCCCACAGUUCAAGCCCACUUUCAGUUAUGCUGAUGCAUCUGGCUAUAUUUGCCUUUGUCAACGUGGCUUUGCAGGAGAGCAUUGCUCAGUGAACAUCAAUGAAUGUGAGUCUGGUCCUUGUAUGAAUAAAGGCACUUGUGAAGAUCAGAACAACGGAUUCAAGUGCCAUUGUGCACCGGGAUUUACAGGGAUGAUGUGUCAAAUCGAUAUCAACGAAUGUGAAAGCAAUCCUUGUGAAAACGGAGGCGAUUGUGAAGAUGGUAUUGCGGAUUAUAGUUGCCGUUGUCCUGCAAUGGAUGAUGAUGGUGUCUUCUGGGGAGGAAAGAACUGCUCAAUUCAGUUAGAUGGCUGCCUUGAACACCAAUGUGAUAAUGGAGCAACAUGUAUCCCAAACUUGCUGGAUGGCACUCACAGUUACAAUUGCAAAUGUCCUCCUGGUUAUUAUGAUGCUUCUUGUUCAAAAUCAACAACUUUCUCCUUAUUCAGUGGCUAUGUGACUGUACAAGUUCCAAAUACUAAUCGGAAUAGAACAGCAGCUCAAGAUGAGCCAUUUAGCAUCAGUCUCCGCUUUAGGACAACCAUACCAAAUGUGCUGUUACUCUACCGAGGAGAUAUACUUACUGAAUACAUGCAUGUUCAACUUUAUAGCGGUCAGCUGAUGUCCAUAGCUGUGAUAAAUAGUCAGAUAAUUAGCAUUUCAUUCAUUCAUCAAGUUAACGAUGGUGAAUGGCAUCAGCUAACAGUUCAAAUGGGUGAAAGUUUCCAAGUCAACUUGACACAUCCUAGUUGCCCAAAUUACACUUGUUCAAACUCAAAGGCCAUUGAUGCAGUUACCCUUCCCUCACUGCAUGCAUUUCAGACGACACACAUUGGUGGCCUCCCAGGAAUGUUCUUUCCAAUUCAGGAUUAUUUUACUGGUUGCAUACAGGAUUUGGAAAUUGAUAACAGGGCUAUAUUACCACAAACAAUUUCAAAAAAUAUGUCACUGAGAUUUACACUUGGCUGCAAGAAGAUAAACUGGUGCCGACAGAAUCCAUGUAACAAUAAUGGCAAGUGUGUCGAUUUGUGGACAAAUUAUAAAUGUGAUUGUUUCCGGCCAUUUGCAGGCCCCACAUGCCUUCACGAAUACGUCUCUGCAACAUUCAGCAAUGAGAAUUCUAGCAGUUUGGCGACUUUUAUUAUCACGGACAAUCCGGGCACAAAAUUUGUUAUCUCUUUUUUCAUACGUACACGAAAGGUAGCUGGCUUCCUAAUGCAAUUCAGGCAUGGUACAAUUCCUUAUCUCACAAUAUAUCUGAAUAACAGCAGCAUUUACAUCAAAACGAACGUUUUGAUGAUAAACUCAUCAAUGAACCUUGCUGAUGGCAUUAAGCGACUGAUAGAAAUUCGUUUUGAUGAAGCCUGGGUAACCGUUACUGCUUCAGAUGUUAUUCUGCUAGACUUUCUAUUGUCUUCUGUGAAGAUUCAACCUUUUGACAUUGUUCAGAUUGGUCAAGAUCCUCAUGAUUCUGCUCAAUGGGGAGGGCCUUUCAAGGGCUGCCUGCAGGAUGUAAGGCUCAACAAUAUACAACUAGAGUUUUACCCGCUGGAAGAGGGAAAUUACAGCUCAUCGCUUGAUAUUUACAGCAAUAAGACACUUGUAAAUGUGAUCGAGGAUUGUGUCAGUGAUGAUUCUUGUAUGAAUGCUCCUUGCCAAAAUGGAGGCAAUUGUACUGUGACAUGGAAUGAUUUUGAAUGUCAAUGUCCACUGGUGUACAGUGGAAGGACCUGUGAAAGGAAAGUGUGGUGUGAAACUGACCCAUGCCCUGCAGGAUAUCGGUGUCAGAAUCUUCCGGGUGGAUAUGAAUGUUAUGCUAAUGCAACAUUUCAAGGUGAAAAUCCAAUGACCUACAUUGGCAACAAGUUUAUCACAAGAGAUCUCAUAAGCAUUUCCAUGGACUUCAAAACCAGAAAUGUGGAUGCUGAUCUGCUACAGGCUAGCAAUGGCGCUGAGUCCAUUUGGUUUGGUAUCCAUAACUCUUACUUGCAGUUCAGGUUGUAUAGUGGAAAUAGUCUAGAAGCCAUCACUCUUUCUAGCAACGUCAAUAUCUCUGAUGGACAGUGGCAUUCAGUGCUCAUUACAAUGGUGGAGCCUUUAAUGAUGUCCUCAAGGUGGACCAUGGUUCUUAAUGGAAAUUCCAAUUUUAACAGUCCAGUCACUGCUGGGAAUUUAAAUUUUCUUCAACAUAAUGUGAAUAUAACCCUAGGCAACAGUUUUAGAGGUUGUCUUGGUGUAGUUAAAAUUGGUGGAAUAUACCUGCCUUACUUAAAGCAAAAUAUUUUUACAGACACUGAACAGUUCAUCCUAGUAAGUAAGCCCCCAAUUCAUAUUGGAUGCUUUGGCACAGAGGUAUGUUCCUCAAAUCCAUGCCAUAAUAAUGGAACAUGUGUAGACCUAUUUGACUUGUACCAGUGUAACUGCAUGGCAGGAUGGGAAGGCACCAGAUGUGAACUCAAUGUUGAUGACUGUGCGUCCACUCUCUGUAUUCAUGGUAACUGCAGCGAUUUGUUGGAAGGCUACAAGUGUAGCUGCAACCUGGGCUACACUGGCAAAAACUGUGAGAGUAAUAUAGAUGACUGCGUGAACCACAAAUGUAGAAACAACGGGACCUGCAUUGACAGUAUCAACUCGUACUUCUGCAACUGUCUACACCAGUUCACUGGACGAUAUUGCGAAUGGUCCUACCCACCAGUCAAAUGUGGAGAGAGUUUCAGCUGUAACAAUGGAGGUCUUUGCACUGAUGGGUUGUGGGGUGCCAAUUGUACCUGCAAACCAGGCUUUACUGGAGUAAGCUGUGAAGAAGUGGUGAAUGAAUGUGAUUCGAAUCCCUGCCAGAAUGGAGGGACCUGCCAUAACCUGGUCAACAAAUUUGUUUGCGUUUGUGGAGAUAACUUUGCAGGCGAACAGUGCGAGCUUGAUAGAGGGAAAAAAGCCGACGCUGUCCCACUGCUGGCAAUAGCUGUGCCGGUGGUGUGUGGGAGUGUGCUACUGAUUGUAAUAGCUCUUAUUUUUGUGGUUCUUACUGCACGUAAAAAGCGUCAGACAGAAGGGACGUAUAAUCCAAGCCAACAAGAGGUGGCAGGGGCUCGAUUGGAGAUGGAUAGUGUCCUUAAAGUGCCACCUGAAGAGCGCUUGAUAUGAUUACUCAAACGAACGUUUAGAGAAACAGAUACUUUUAUUUUGAAAAGACCUCAUACCUGAUGGGACAGGUAGCAUUUCUGCUGUGAUAUGCCUCCUGAAUACUACUGAUUUCUGAUACAACAAGCAAAUUCUCUCAUUCCAAGCAUCUGCUUCAUCAAGAAAGUGAUCACCAAUUUAUUUUGGCUGUGCAAUUUUCUCAUGGUAAAUCCAGCUGGUGAACCCCCCCCCCCCAAGAAAAUUCACCCUCAGUAUGCUGCUUCUUGCAAUGCCAUAUGGAUGAAGUAACUUAUUACAGUAUCUACAGAAGUCAACCAUGACAGAUUCAAGCAUUUCCAUUUACGUAAUGAUGCAACAUCACAUCAGCUAAGAUUACUUCAGUCUCAGAAGUAGAUUUCACUGGUUAUUCUAAUCCUCCAUCAGCAUCUUGUGUUGACUGAAAAGCUUUUAAAUGAGCUCUUGUUCUCCGACAUGAAAUUAUGGUGGAAAGCUGUUUUCAUAUAAGUAACUGUGAACUAAUUUUCAGUAUUAAGUAGUUCCUUAAAAGCAGAUACAAUGCCAGCUGGCCUUGAAAAUGAAGUUACAUUAAAAAAAAAGUUAGCAGCGUGUUAAUGGUAGAGGCUUUUCUUUUCUCAAGUCUAUAUUUACUGGGAAAGAGUUCCACAUUAAGUGAUGGUACCUGUUAUACAAAAUUAAUCUUCUCUGGAACUAAUAUCAUUGUCUAAUGUUUUCCAUGUCUAAUUAAAGACAUGUUGAUCAUGAUCAAGUUUGUACACAGCUUAAAAGUACGUAUGUUUGUUGCAUCAACAGUUCUCAUUGAUGUACUGUCCCUGCCCAUUUUAUUGACAAACUGCUGUUGUGUGAAAAGUCUCCCCAUAAAGUCAGGAUGAAAGUUUGUUACUUGCAGUCUGAUGCGUGCUGUUGGACAAGGUCAAUAAACAGUGUAACUUUCUCACUUCCAUUUUACUCAAUGGUGAUGUUCUACAACAGAAAGGAACUACUCAAAGAAAUUACGUUCCCAUUAUCGCUGGUUCUGUGGCUACAGCUGGAGGACUUGCAAUCUGCAUCAUUGCUGUUAUAGUUCUGGUGCUCACUAUGAAAAAGAAGAGGGCAACUCAGGGAACCUAUAGUCCCAGUCAGCAGGAAAAGGAUGGAGCAAGAGUGGAGAUGUGGAACAUAAUGAAGCCUCCACCAACAGAAAGGCUUAUUUGAUGUUCAUUAGUAAACUGAAGCUUAUUCAUUGGGAUGAAACUGAAGACAACAUACGGGUUUCAAUUGGUAAAAAGUGAUCCAUUAGUUCAAUCUAGCUAUAACUAGACUGUGACACCAAGUAUGGCUCAGUUAGGAAGAGCUAAGUUGAUAGUAUGUGGAAAUAGGUUAAUCUUAGAAGUACACAAGUGGUUAGACACAAAUUAUUUGCUGCUCACAAAUGCAACACACAUCAUAUAAUACUAAAUACCUUAAGGUGCACCACAUAGGUUUCAAAAGCUUUUUAAAUAAUUGCUCACUCCAGUCAUACAAUAUCUUUUGGCACAAUUUGAAUUAUAAUUACUGUGGCAGUUUGCUACUUCUAAGAUUAACUAUGGGAAGGAUCUGUUUUACUUUUCCUGACUAAUUACUUUAAAUAUAGGUAUUUAGUCAAAUGCUUUGCUUCCACUUUCCUUAUUGGAUAGUCUCCACAAAUAACAGAAAUGGGUUAUGAAAUAAAACGUAUUGUCAACAGUAUCUCUAAAUUAUAUAAUGAAGUGAUAGGCAGCAUUGUUAAAAGUAGUAUGAUGGAACAUGGAAUAGUUGUUUUAAACAGUGAGGUGUGAAAUUAAUUCUAGGUUAGGAAAAACAAUGAUUUCCAUACUCAGAUGUAAACUGUAUCCCUUUCAAUCGGGUCAGGUGAAAGUAGGAACCAAUGUGCUGAAACUCUAACAUUUUGAUUUGAAUCUAAAACCAUGAAACAAAUGCAGUAGUGCAUUCAACACUUUCUAUUUUUAGAUAUUUCAAAUAGAAUUUACUUUAAGCCCCAACAUUUUUGAAAAAUUUAAAUAAAAAUAAAGUCACUAAAUCCCAUUGCAGCCAGGCAAAAAUUUUAUUCUGUAUUGUAUUAAAUAGCUCUGAGGUAUUUAGUUUAAGGCAAAUAGCUAAAACUUUCCAUUCAAAAUCAAUACACCUGCCUUUUCUGCCCUAGGAAGCAAUAAUUUUUUUGAAUUUUAAAAGUGCAGAUCACUAUUCUUUUUGUAAUCAAGAAAGUUCCAUUAUUUAUUUAAGUGACAGUAAAUCGGUCUCUGGCAACUUUGAAGAUCCUUAAACCAUAAGUGCCUUUCACAGGCUUUGCGCAGUCGCCGAAUCAAGCACAAUCAACUUGCAAUACCUGCUGGGGUCAAAAACCGUAGGAAAGAUGUAUUGACCUUAAAGGGUUUGCAGUGCUGAUUUAUCAGCAUGUUUGUUGGGCUGCAACAGUAAAAUUAUGAGGAGAGAUUGCAUAAAAUGGAAUUGGAUUCCUGGAAUUUAGCAUGCUAAAGUGCGAUCUGAUCAAAGUCUUCAACAUAUGAAAAGGAAACAGACAGUGUAGAUAGAGAACAGCUAUUUCCAUUGAUUGGGAAUCUAGCAGAAUUAGGAGGCAGAACAAUUUGAGACAAAUCUUUCAGGAGUGAAAUUAAGAGACACUUUAUUUGCAAAUGGUGCUAGAAUCCUCCUCCACAAGUGGAAACUGACAAGAGAUUAAUUGAUAAUUUUAAAACUGAAAUGAAUCAAUUUGUAUUAACCAAAAGAAUGGAGGGAUGUGGGACAAUACUGUGUCAGUGAGUCAUAGUGAAGAUCUGGCACAAUCUUAUUGAAUUGCAGAACAGGCCCAAGGGGUAAAUAGUCUACUCACAUUCCCAUAUUUUAUUCUUCCUAUAUUGGAAAAUAGAUCAUGGAGUACAUUUAUUAGAUGUUUCUAAAAAUAUGCUGGAAUAAAAUAGUAGUGGGGAUGACCAACAAAUAUCAAAGAUUAAAAUCCUUUCAAAGUUCUACCCCAUGGAAUUUGGUGAUCAUUUUGCCAGUAGAACUGUCAUCCUUGGUUUGCUGAAUGGAAUGAUUUAUUGAACUGUGUAAUUUAUUGUUUUUUUUGUGCAAGACUUCCCUCACAAUUGGUAUAUUGCAAAAUUGCUUUUAUAGUUAUAUAAAAAAAACCCUGUUUUUGCACAAUUAUUCUUGAGCAACAGUUUUACACUUGCUGGUAGACUAACACCG
Molecule: messenger RNA, 7766 nt
Organism: Rhincodon typus (whale shark)
Lineage: Eukaryota; Metazoa; Chordata; Chondrichthyes; Orectolobiformes; Rhincodontidae
Product: protein crumbs homolog 2-like
Exons: 13
Coding region: 144-4544 (1466 amino acids)
Biological process (GO): heterophilic cell-cell adhesion; establishment or maintenance of epithelial cell apical/basal polarity
Cellular component (GO): protein-containing complex; plasma membrane
Molecular function (GO): calcium ion binding
Source: RefSeq, a predicted model, not a curated record